This is a messenger RNA of Mus pahari (shrew mouse), 1448 nucleotides long. RefSeq names its product peroxiredoxin 6 (gene Prdx6). The transcript is spliced from 5 exons. NCBI's taxonomy places the organism in Eukaryota, Metazoa, Chordata, Mammalia, Rodentia, Muridae. The record is from RefSeq and is a predicted model, not a curated record. Gene Ontology annotation, cellular component: cytosol; mitochondrion. Gene Ontology annotation, biological process: cellular oxidant detoxification; cell redox homeostasis. The coding region runs from base 68 to 742 and encodes 224 amino acids. Gene Ontology annotation, molecular function: peroxiredoxin activity.
UCAGGAGCCCGCCCGCAGCUCACUGUUGCGGCUGCGCCUCCUUGUUCUCAGCGUCACCACUGCCGCCAUGCCCGGAGGGUUGCUUCUCGGGGACGAAGCCCCCAACUUUGAGGCCAAUACCACCAUCGGCCGCAUCCGCUUCCACGAUUUCCUGGGAGAUUCAUGGGGCAUUCUCUUUUCCCACCCACGGGACUUUACCCCAGUGUGCACCACAGAACUUGGCAGAGCUGCAAAGCUGGCGCCAGAGUUUGCCAAGAGGAAUGUUAAGUUGAUUGCUCUUUCAAUAGACAGUGUUGAGGACCAUCUUGCCUGGAGCAAGGACAUCAAUGCUUACAAUGGUGAAACACCCACAGAAAAGUUGCCAUUUCCCAUCAUUGAUGAUAAGAACAGGGACCUUGCCAUCCUUUUGGGCAUGUUGGAUCCAGUAGAGAAGGAUGCUAACAACAUGCCUGUGACGGCCCGUGUGGUGUUCAUUUUUGGCCCUGACAAGAAACUAAAGCUGUCUAUCCUCUACCCUGCCACCACGGGCAGGAACUUUGAUGAGAUUCUCAGAGUGGUUGACUCUCUCCAGCUGACAGCCACAAAGUCGGUUGCCACCCCAGUUGACUGGAAGAAGGGAGAGAGCGUGAUGGUCCUUCCCACCCUCUCCGAAGAGGAAGCCAAACGAUGUUUCCCUAAAGGAGUCUUCACCAAAGAGCUCCCGUCUGGCAAAAAAUACCUCCGUUAUACACCCCAGCCUUAAGUCGUUGCAAGAAUUGGGGCUGCAUCUGCGCGCCCAGCACUGGGACCUGAAGAUGUCAGCUGACAGCCGUGGGUCCUUUCAGCAGGUCCGUAGAAAGAUCGUGGCAUGAUCACAGCCGGUCCUGUAGAUCGCUCGCUAUACUACUGGGUCAUUAAAUGGAAAUGGCACCAAAACCUCGGGAUUCUUUACUCUGUGCCUUCGCCAGCAUUCUGCCCCUCCGCCUGUCACAGCGCCCUACUAACUGGCUUUCUUUGAAAUGAAUUAUGUAUUGACGAUUCCUUAGGUCUCUUCAGGGUCUGUGAUCAGCAAGGUAGUGUCAAUGCAGGCUCUGUGCUAGAAUGAUUAGACACCUUUUGUAGCUUUCCGAACUGAAUCUUCUGUUACCCAUUUUGGAGAGCACUAACAUGGGGAGAAGCUUUCGAUUCUGUAUUUUUAGUAAAUAAAGUGGGAACAGCCAGAAGAAUUCUUACAGGGAAUCAAUCCAUUGUAAGUUUCUAUCAAAGUGGGCUCAGAAAGCCUUUCGCCUCCCAAGAGUGCGCAUGUAACUCCUGGAGUUUCCACAUCUGCUCUCUGGUGUUGUCUGCAUGUGAACGCACCUUAUAAAAGAAGGCGGUGACAAUGAUUUACUACUCAAUGUCCUAAUAGUGGGUGGCCAUUUCUGAAUUCUGCUUUUUGAGGUUCAACAAAUAAAAUCCUGAUCAGAAAA